Molecule: messenger RNA, 3243 nt
Organism: Rhea pennata
Lineage: Eukaryota; Metazoa; Chordata; Aves; Rheiformes; Rheidae
Gene: MAP7D1
Product: MAP7 domain containing 1
Exons: 17
Coding region: 50-2653 (867 amino acids)
Biological process (GO): microtubule cytoskeleton organization
Cellular component (GO): microtubule cytoskeleton
Source: RefSeq, a predicted model, not a curated record
GGGGCGGCGCGGCGCGGCGCGGCCAGCCCCCUGCGCCUCCCGGCACGCCAUGGAGAGCAGCCGAGCCGGGCGGGAGCCGCAGCCGCAGCCGCAGCCAGCGCAGGGGCGGACGGCGGCUCCCGUGGGAGACAGCAUGCUCGCCCCCGGCUCGCCGCCCCCCGCGCCGGGGGGGUCCCCACCGCCGCGCCACCGGCCCGGCCCUCCGGCCGCAUCCCCCUCCGGACAGCCCGGCUCACCCGUCCCUCCAGCUGCGGCCCCCUCCGGACAGCCUGGCUCACCCGUCCCUCCAGUUACAGCCCCCUCCGGACGUCCUGGCUCACCCAUCCCGCCGGCCGCAGCCCCCUCCGGAUGCCCCAGCUCGCCCACCCUACUGGAUGCAGCCCCCUCUGGACGCCCCAGCUCACCCAUCCCGCCGGCUGCAGCCCCCUCCGGACGCCCUGGCUCUCCCGUCCCUCCAGCCGCAGCCCCCUCCGGACGCCCCGGCUCGCCCGCCGCCCCACAGCCCGUCCCCGCGGCUGCCCCCCCAGUGGAGGUCCUGCCCCCCGUGCAGCUCGAGCCGGCCCCCCCCGGUGCCCCGUGUGCCCCCAGUGCUGCGCAGCCUGAAGCAGAGCCCGUCGCCCAGCCCGUCCUCGCCGCCCCCUGCCCAGCAGAACCACUGCCCCGUGGUGGGGACCGGCCUGCCCCGGGCGCCGGGACCCCCCCAGGCGCCGCUGCUGCCGGCCCCUCGAAGGAGGCGCCCCCCAGGAGCGACCGCGCCGCCCCCACCGCCAGCCCCCGCGCCAAGCAAGACGCCCAGAAAGCCCAGGCGAGGCACAAGCAGGCGAAGGAGCGGCGCGAGGAGCGAGCCAAGUACCUGGCUGCCAAGCGGGUGCUGUGGCUGGAGAAGGAGGAGAAGGCCAGGCUGCUGCGGGAGAAGCAGCUCGAGGAGCGCCGCAAGCGCCUGGAGGAGCAGCGGCUGAAGGCGGAGAAGCGCCGCGCCGUCCUCGAGGAGCGGCAGAGGCAGAAGCUGGAGAAGAACAAGGAGCGCUACGAGGCGGCGAUCCAGAGGUCGGCCAAGAAGACGUGGGCAGAGAUCCGGCAGCAGCGGUGGUCGUGGGCAGGGGCCCUGCACCACGGCUCCCCCGCGCACAAGGACGGUGCGAGCCGGUGCUCGGUGUCGGCCGUAAACCUCCCCAAACACGUGGACUCUAUAAUCAACAAGCGGCUCUCCAAAUCCUCCGCCACCCUCUGGAACUCUCCCAGUAGAAACCGCAGCCUGCAGCUGAGCCCCUGGGAGAGCAGCAUCGUGGACCGGCUCAUGACGCCCACCCUGUCCUUCCUGGCGCGCAGCCGCAGCGCCGUGACGCUGGCCGCCAACGGCAAGGAGCAGGUGCCCGUGUGCCCCCGCUCGGCCUCCGCCAGCCCCCUUGGGCCCUGCCAUGGCCACCGCCUGCCGCACCAGUGCCGGGAGCCGCGGAAAGGGGCCGCCGGCAGCCCCGAGGUCGCGCUGCGCCGCCGGCCCGAGCCCUCGCCGAAGAAGAAGGAGAAGAAGGACAAGGAGCGGGAGAACGCCAAGGAGCGCAGCGCCCUGUCCCGCGAGCGCGGCCUCCCGCAGCGCCCGCCGGCCCACGGCAGCCCCGGACCCCGGGACCGGCCCUCGUCGCCUGCCGCCCGGCCCGGCUCACCCCGGCGGCCCCCGGCACCCCGCGGCACCCAGCCCUGGCCCCUGGCACGGGCCGGGCCACGGGAGCCGGCCGCGGUGCGUGAGGGCAAGGAGGAGGAGGAGGAGAAGGAGAAGGAGGAAGAGGAGAGGGGCCCGGCCGCCCCGGCGCCCGCCGAGCCCCCUGGCGCCGGCCCCCGGCCCCCCGCCGGCACCACGGACCGGGAGGAGGCGGCGCGGCUGCUGGCGGAGAAGCGGCGGCAGGCGCGGGAGCAGCGGGAGCGCGCGGAGCGGGAGCGGCGGGAGCAGGAGCAGCGGGAGAGGCUCCGGCGGGACGAGGAGGCGCGGCGGGAGGCCGAGGAGCAGGCCCGCGCCGAGGCCCUGGCCCGCCGGCGCCAGGAGGAGCGGCGGCUGCAGGAGGAGAGCGAGGCCCGGGAGAGGGCGCGGGCCGAGCAGGAGGAGCUGGAGCGGCUGCAGAGACAGCGGGAAGAGGCCGAGGCCAGGGCGCGCGAGGAGGCCGAGCGGCAGCGCCUGGAGCGGGAGAAGCACUUCCAGCGCGAGGAGCAGGAGCGGCUGGAGCGGAAGAAGCGCCUGGAGGAGAUCAUGAAGAGGACGCGCAGGUCGGACGCGGCGGACGCCAAGAAGAAGGAGGACAAGCAGAUGGUGAACGGGAAAGCGGCUGAGCAGCAGGACCUCAAAGGCCCCGAGAAGCGCGCGGGGCCGCUGGACAAGGAGCAGGAGCUCCCCGAGACGGAGACGCCGGCGGCGCAGAAGGGUCCAGCCGGUGCCGGGCCGCAGCCGAGCUCGCCGGCCCAGGAGACGCCGGCGCUGGUGAACGGCGUGCAGCCCGGCAAGCAUGAGAACGGCUUCCCGGCCACGGCGGGGAGCCAGGAGCUGCCGGGCACGCUGGAGCGGGCGCACCACGGCGCCGGCACCAUCAUCCCCUUCGGUGACAAGGAGCCCUUCCUCAAGAAGGCCGUGGUCAAACCCCCCCAGGUCACAGAAGUGCUGUGAGGGCCGAGGCCCCGGCGGACGUCCCUGCGUGCCCGCCGGCGCCGGGCACCGGGCUCUCGCGCAGGACCGUAGCCGUUGUCAGAAGAAAAACCUCGCCGCUGCCCUCCACCCGCCGCCCGCGGGCAGCCCAGGCGGCACGCGGCCCCGCCGGGGCAGCUCGCGGCCCCCCGCCUGCUCCGGGGACUCCUGGUUUCUCUUUUCAUCUUUGUUUUUAUUUUGUUCCGUUUUUUUUUUUUUUUUUAAAUAUGCACCUUAUCAGACUGACGCCCCCCCCACCCUAGCAGCCCACCAGAGCCGCCCCAGACGUGUGGUGUAAUAAUGUAGUUAUUUAACUUGCUGGGUACAAUAUGUGAAUACUGUAAAUAAAGCAGGUGAGGCAUCGGGGACGUGUGCCCAGGCCCGGGGCUCACGGGGAGGCAGCGGGGCAGCGCCGCUCCCGCGUCCCCCGUGCCCGGCGUGUGCACGUGGGCGCCCGGGGCUGUCUGGCCCCGCGUGCCGCCAGGCGGGCUGGGACCACGUCGCUCUCUGUGCCGUCGUGACAGUGUUAUGCAUCCAGACAACCUUUGCAAACAAUAAAGCAGACAAGCCAC